This is a messenger RNA of Canariomyces notabilis, 2286 nucleotides long. RefSeq lists its product as uncharacterized. NCBI's taxonomy places the organism in Eukaryota, Fungi, Ascomycota, Sordariomycetes, Sordariales, Chaetomiaceae. The record is from RefSeq and is a predicted model, not a curated record. Gene Ontology annotation, molecular function: RNA binding. Bases 1 to 2286 code for a protein of 761 amino acids. Gene Ontology annotation, biological process: mRNA splicing, via spliceosome. Gene Ontology annotation, cellular component: nucleus. The transcript has 5 exons.
AUGGACAGGCGUGUGAGUGGCUCCGGGAAGGCCGUCAUUCUCGAGGGUCUUCCCGAGGAUGCCACAGAGCGUGACAUCCUCUACGGUCUCGACUAUGUCACCAGGGACCGCCAUUUUUCGACCGACCAGGUGAGGGUCGCUCGACUCCGCUACGACCAGAACGGCACGAGCAUUGCCUACGUCGAAUUUCAUCGCAGGUCGGAUGCAGAAUAUUUCCUGGACCGAUACUACCCUGACAUUACUUUCCGUCUCGAGCAUUCACGCGGCAUGGACUCGGAACCCAUUACCGUAGGCGUCAGCUCCCCAAAUGAUCGUGACGAGACGACUUCGGCCCGCGGCCCGCGCAGAGACGACGACGGCUGGGACUGCAUCAAGCCAUGUUCAUUUGCUGACAAUUCAAAGUGUGGUGUUAUCAACUACCCUCACCGCGCUGUGUGCUACAAGUGCAAGGCUGAGCGGCCUGACGACGGCGGCUAUGGCGCUUCUGGCCCCCUCCUUACUGGCGAGACAGACGAGGACCCCCAGCAGAUGCCGUCACAGUACGUCGUUGUUCGGGAUCUCGAGGGGUCCGUCACCGAAGAAGUGCUUGCCAAAGGCGUCAUGAAGCUCUUUGUCGAGAACACGGAGCCCGCAAAGGAUGCGCCAACAUCGACAAAUAAACUCAAGUCCACAGCGCCCACAAAUAGCACGGCCGGCCUUGGAGCGAAACCGGGCUCGCUCCGUCGCGUGUUCCUGAUGCGGGACCGCAGAACGAACGAGUCAUGGAGGUAUGGAUUUGCCGAGUUCGCAACCGUCGAGGACGCCAAGGCAGCGGUCGCAAAGUUCCGCGCGUCCACCAAGUUUACGAUUGCGUCCAGACCUGUCGUGGUUGCUUUCAUUCACACAGGCGUCUUCGUUCCUGCCCUCGACGCCGCCACGACAACGGAGAACCCAGAGUUCUCCUUCACCCCUAUUUACAACCCCGCAGUCCGCAUCAAGUACUGGGAUGACCGCGCCUACCCAAGCGUCCAAGUAGUUUCGCUCGACCCCGCGUCUGCCGCCGAAAGCCCAGAGAAGCCCAGCGCCUCCGAUGACGCCACCAAGGCCGCCGCGAAACCGGCGAAGAAGGCCAAGAAAGACAAGGAGCCCGCCACUGGCAAUAAGGUUGCCAUGAUGCCACAGGUGCAGCUGUGGAAGAAGGCCUCGGUGCAGUUGCACGGCGCCAAGCCAAACGAGGAUGCGGACGCGGCUGUGGACGAGCCAUCAACCCUUGAGCGACCCCGGUCGCUCAACCCGACCGCCACCACCGCCAGCAGCCACGACGCCGAGGAGAUGCACCCGGAUGGGCCGGUAAACCCCCAAUUUGGGGACCAGUACCUUUCGUACGCUGACUGGGACACGAUGAUUUGUCUCGUCUGCAACUGGAAGCCGCCCACCGAGGAAGAGAUCAAGGAGCGCGGCUGGCCCCAAAGCCGAGGCGAUCUCCUCAUUGAGCACGAGUGCCGCGACCAUGAUUUCUACAGGGACGCCGAUGCAAAGGAAAAUGCGUCUGCUGCGCUCGCCGCCCUAGGUAGGGAACCACGCACCAUUGUGCGCCGCACCCCACGGCUAAAGUCCGAGCCGCUGCCCGUCUACAAGUCGUACGCAGAUUACGAGGCCCUGCGGUGCGUCCUCUGCAAGCGCACCUUCAAGGAGGUCAGGAUGAUCUGGCUCCACGAGCAGCAGAGCGAGCUGCACAAGCGUAUGCUGGCCGACCCAGAAAACCGCAAGCGUGCCGUGGAAGAAUUCAAAGCCAUGGGCAAGAAGAUGUACCUGGUCGAACCUGAUCCCGAGUUUAAGAAGAUGUGGGAACUGCAGCGCCAGGUCGUGGUCAAGCCGCAGGGCCAACAGUAUCGCGACCGGGCGCGCGAGCGGAGGCAGGCUUUUGGCCAGCCCAAGCAGGCCGCUGCUGCUGUUGUUGGUGUUGCGGCCAAGAUACCCGAGAAGCGUAAGGAGCUUGGGGGUGCGGCGGAGGCGGAGAACAGCGAGGGAGACGGCCCCUCUCAAAAGAAAGUCAAGUCGUCAAAGGGCGCCGGCAUGCUCGCGAAGAUGGGCUGGACCGCAGGGGCCGGGCUCGGUGCUGAGGGCGCGGGACGCACCGAGGCCAUCGCCGCCGAGGUCUACGUCCCCGGUGUCGGGCUGGGCGCCGAGGGCGGCAAGCUGGGUGACGCGAGCGAGGAGGCGGCGAGGAAUACCCGGGGCGGGUUCAGCGGGUUUGUGGAGAAGACUCGUGAACGGGCCAGAGAGAGGUUUGAGAAGAUGGAGUAG